Messenger RNA from Macaca mulatta (Rhesus monkey), 912 nucleotides. RefSeq names its product large ribosomal subunit protein mL62. Gene Ontology annotation, molecular function: peptidyl-tRNA hydrolase activity; translation release factor activity, codon nonspecific. NCBI's taxonomy places the organism in Eukaryota, Metazoa, Chordata, Mammalia, Primates, Cercopithecidae. The record is from RefSeq and is a predicted model, not a curated record. Gene Ontology annotation, cellular component: mitochondrial large ribosomal subunit. Gene Ontology annotation, biological process: mitochondrial translational termination.
CUAUUAAGAAUCCAGUUUAGAGUCGCAAGACCCAAGCAUGGCGGCCACCGGGUGCCUGCGCUGGAGCCUGAACCGAGCCGGAGUCUGGCUGCUCCCACCGCCCACACGGUGCCCACGCCGGGCGCUGCACAAGCAGAAAGAUGGCACUGAGUUCAAGAGCAUCUACAGCCUGGACAAGCUCUACCCCGAAUCUCAGGGCUCGGACACCGCUUGGAGGGUCCCGGAUGGUGCAAAGCAAGCCGACAGUGACAUCCCUCUAAAUCGCUUGACAAUAUCUUAUUGUCGGAGUAGUGGUCCUGGGGGGCAGAAUGUGAACAAAGUGAAUUCCAAGGCGGAAGUCAGGUUCCAUUUGGCAACUGCCGACUGGAUCGCAGAGCCUGUGCGGCAGAAGAUAGCCAUCAUGCAUAAAAACAAGAUCAACAGGUUAGGAGAGUUGAUCCUCACCUCUGAGAGCAGCCGCUAUCAGUUCCGGAAUCUGGCAGACUGCCUGCAGAAAAUUCGAGACAUGAUCGCUGAGGCCAGCGAGACACCCAAGGAGCCAACAAAAGAAGAUGUUAAACUUCAGAGAAUCAGGAUAGAAAACAUGAAUCGGGAAAGGCUGAGACAAAAGAGAAUUCAUUCUGCUGUAAAGACAAGCAGGAGAGUUGACAUGGACUGAAAUCACCCUCUGCAGCUGGGAGGGCUCGUCUGGGUGUCAGGGCAGCUGCAGCUGAGAGGCCUUUCACACCAUAAGGAGAUUUCCUUUUUUCUUUUUGGCUGUUAAUGCUUGUCUAUAACAUUGGAGCCAUCACAAGAACGUUCAUUUGGAAUGAAGGUUACAGGCACUGGUUGCAAAAGUCUUUAUAGGCAGUCACCAUAUUGUCAAACCUUAAUAAUGCAUCUAAUGUGUUAGCCACAAUAAAAUUCAAAACU